AUGUCAUAAUCUAAAAAUACAUUUUUGGAUGAGUUUGACUAUUUUAAAAUUCCUGGAUCCGGAGCAUAUAGUUCUCUCUAGUAAAUACGAUCCACUCCAUGUUAUUCGUAUAUAUUAAAUUUAACCUAAGAUUUGGAAGUUAAUAAAAAUAUAAAGUUAUAUAGAAAUUUUAAACACCAUCUCCAGCUGCUUAUAAUACUAAUUCAAACUUAAUUUAGUAUGUCAAUACUUUUAGGUUAAAUUAUCAUUCAUUUAAAAAGGUUUCCAACUUCUAGAAGAUAACAAACUAAUUAUAAUAUUUAUGUUCGUGGAGUAGGCGCUUAUGAUUUACAAAAAUUUUUUGGAAAAUAAAAGGGUUAUACUUUUGGAACAAAAUUGAAUAGGGGAAUUUUAAAACCUCUGUAGAAAAAACCAUAUUCUAAAGUGGGUGUUUAUUUUCCAUGGUCAAAUACAUAUUUAUACGGGAUAUAGUUUGAGUAAAUUAUGAAUUUUAUUUAGGAAUGAUCCAUAAUAGUAGAAUAACUUUGAAGAACUUGGUUUAACAAGUAGAGAAAUUCCUAUGAAUAAUUAUUAUGGAGAUAAAAGAGGGUUAUGGGUUGAAUGCAUAAAAGAGUAACUCAAAAUAUUGAUAUUUUAGUGAAUAAUGUGAAGUAUUAUUCAAAGGAGAAUAUAAUAGAGGCCAAAGAACUGGAAUAUGGAAAUACUAUUGGAAGAAAACUUUUUGUUAUCCUAUUUAGUUGAUGUAAAAGAUUGUGAAAAUUAUUAGUAACGGCGGUUCAUAUGUUUAAACCGAUGGAAAAUGGCUUUAUUAAAAUGAAGAUUUUGAUGAUGAUGAUGUUUUAAAGUACUGUAACAUUUUAGUUUAAUGAAUAAAAUAUAAGUAAAAUCACUUACGUCAGAUUAUUUAAGUGCUACAAUAUAAUUCAAGUCGCACCUGAAUUAUAGAACCAAAUUGAAAUUUGGUCAUUUUCUAUUUCAAUCUGGUUUAAAGAUUUUGAGUAUGAGAAUGAAGAUUUCUUAAGGAAAUGCUUUGAUUAUGAUUGGAGCCACAGCAAAUUAUCAGAUAUUAUAACUAAUCAGGAUGAAUUUAAUGAAGUUGAAAAUUUAAUAUGGAAAAAUUAUAAAAUGAUUAAAGAAACAUAUAAAUAGUAUUCAUCAUAUUCACCAUCUGGAGAUGUUUGGUCUAUUCCAAAUAAUGUAAUUGCAGAUUUCGUAUUUGAAACAGAAUUGAUUGAUAAAACAUUUAAGCUUUCAGAUUUAGAUAUCAAAUUUAUUGUAACUUGUGCUACUUCAUUUGAAAAUAAAAGAAAUUAUAAAAAACCCAAAAGAGCAUUGUUUAGAUAUUAAUUUAUGGAACUCUUAGUGAGAAUUUCAAUUGACAAAUACUUGGAACAAAAAUUAGCAAAUAAUAUAGCUGAAUCUGUAAUUAUGCUUUUAGAUCAAUGUAGACCUAUCAUGUAAAAAUAUGAUGUACAAAAUUGGAGAGAUGAGAGAUACUUCAAUCAAUAAUGUGAUAAAUGUUUGAACUAUUACAAACCUUUGUUAUAGAAUAUUUAUAAUAAAUACAGCAUUAAAAUAACCAAAUUAGGUUAAAAGAAAUUUAUGAGUCUUGAUAAAUUUCAGUAAAUUUGCUGUAAGGCAGGUUUAUUAAAAGACGAAUAAAAAGAACAAAAUUUGGUAUGAAAAUUAAUAAUAAUAGGCAUUUAAUUAAUCAAUUAUGACAUAUGUGAAUGAAUUAGAAAGUGACAAGUUUUUCUCAUUGAAUUUUUUAGAGUUUAUGGAAGCUAUAGCCAGAAUGGCUGAGAAGGGUUCGUGGAUUGAUGACUGGAGGAACCCAUCUUAAUAGAUUCCAUUGCAUAUUAAAUUAGAAAAAGUUCUUAUCUAUUUAGUAUAAACUUGUGCAUCUCAAAUAGAUUUAAAAAAAUAUGGAAAUUAACAAAAUUGCAUAUUUAAUGCUUGA
This is a messenger RNA of Paramecium pentaurelia, 1960 nucleotides long. Lineage: Eukaryota; Ciliophora; Oligohymenophorea; Peniculida; Parameciidae. The record is from the annotation of a GenBank genome assembly.